AAAAAAGGUUAGAUAGUUUUUUAGUUUUAAUUUUGAAACAUCAUCUCAUCAGACGUUCGUCGUGAAUCUAAGCCCGGCCCUCUCCGCCGUUUGGCUUCUCCCCUCCGCAGGAUCCAAAGCCUAGGUGGAUAUUGGAGGUUCUAUGAUACUUGUGUUGAGCUGAUUAUGAAUAUCAACAGAGACGAGGCUCUUAGAGCCAAAGACUUAGCAGAAGGUUUAAUGAAAAAGUCUGACUUCACCGCUGCUCGUAAGCUUGCCUUGAAGGCUAACAAAAUGGAUCCCAGCUUAGAGAACAUAACUCACAUGACGAUGGUGUGUGAUGUCCACUGCGCUGCGACGGAGAAGCUCUUCGCGAACGAGCUGGAUUGGUACGGUAUACUCCAGGUUGACUUGAACGCUGAUGAUAUCGUCAUCAAGAAACAGUACAGAAGGCUGGCGCUUCUUCUCCACCCUGAUAAAAACAAGCUCCCAGGCGCUGAGUCUGCUUUUAAACUCAUCGGUGAAGCUCAGAGGAUACUUUUGGAUAGAGAGAAAAGAACGGUUUAUGAUACUAAACGUAGAGCUUGGAGAAAGCCUGCACCUGCACCGUCCUAUAAAGUCCAGCAGGUGCCGAGGAACCACCGUGCGCAGCAGGCAAGCGUUAAUUUGAGGAAUGUCUACAAUGACUUGAGAACGCAUCCUCAGCAGAGAGCUCCUCAAGGCCCACCGGCAGCAGCAGCAGCUUUCAGCCACCGUCCUACCUUUUGGACCUCUUGUCCCUUCUGCCGGAUGAGGUAUGAGUAUAGUAGGGAAUCUAUCAUGAAACAAACUUCUUGUCUGGCUUGCAAAAAACAGUUCACUGCGUUGGAGAUACCUUUCCAGAAUGUAGUACCACCGGCAGCAACAAACUCAUGUCAGAAAACUUAUGCUUUCCCACAACAGAACAAGGCUUUCCCAAAGGCAGCAACUAAUAGAAAGAGGAAGAAAAAGAAUGUGGAUGAAUCUAGUGAAAGCUCUGACAGUGAGAGUGAUAGCGAAUCAGAAGAUAAUGCAUUUGGCGAUACUAUGGCAGCACAAGGCUUGGGUUCCAAUGGAGGACAGCAGCCUCGGAGGUCAGUUAGGAGCAAGCGGCAGGUUUCCUAUAAGGAGAAUCUGAAGGACGAUGAUGUAGACUUGGUCAAUGAAGAUGGAGAAGGGUCCGGGAAAAAUAUAGAUACUGAAAAGGAAGAAGAGCUAGAAGACAAAGAGCAGACACUUGAGGAUCACCACUCUACUGAAACCUUGCCGAAUGGUGUAAACCCAAAGGAGAAGAUUAAAGAAGACCAGGUCAAGGUGGAAAGCGAAGAUAGUGCUAGUGAUUCAGAGAAUGAUUUAUGUUCAGGGAGUGAAGCAAAACCAAAUGUUAUCAACUGUGAUGAUCCUGAGUUCAGUGACUUUGAUAAGCUGAGGGCAAAAGGGUGCUUUCAACCUGGCCAGAUCUGGGCUUUAUAUGAUGAUGGAGAGGGGAUGCCUAGAUUUUAUGGUCUCAUAACAACAGCUAGAACAACUCCAGUUUUCUCGGUAACUUACAAGUGGUUAGAGUCAGAAGAAGAUGAAGAAGCACGAAACUUGCCCGUCUCUGUUGGUAAGUACCGACUCGGUGGAGAUGAGAAGACAGAUAACACUAACGUUUUCUCUCAUUUCGUCCAGAUGAGAAUAGGAAGGGCCCGGCGGCUUAAGGUGUUCCCUAAGAAAGGAGAAACGUGGGCCCUAUUCAAGAACUGGAACAAGGACGUACCCUCCGACUCAGAUUCUUCUCAUGAGUAUGGAUUUGCUGAGAUCCUGUCUGAUCAUGCAGAAGAAAGUGCCAUAUCAGUGGGGUUCUUGUCUAAAGUGGAAGGCUUUAAGUUUGUUUUCUGUCCAGUGGCGAAGGACGGAUCAGAGACUUGUGAGAUUCCACCUCAUGAGUUCUGUAGAUUCUCACAUGGGGUUCCCUCGAACAGAUUGAAGGGAACAGAAGGGAGAGGAGUGUUGGAAGGUUGGUAUGAGCUUGAUCCAGCUGCUUUACCAGUCCAAAAUAUACCAGGAGAAGAAGCAGCAGGUCAAGAACAAGACCAUCAAUCUCCACCUUUAGGAUCUGCUUGCUGACUUGCUCAACAAAUCUGGAGCUCUACAGAGGCCUUUUGUGACUUGGUGAAGUCAUUGAUUAGGAGAUUGUUUUGUUGUUUGUGCGUUUUCUAUUUUCUUGGUUUACUCAAGACUUGUAGCUUAAUCGGCAUAUGCUUUAAACUACAUUACUGUUAACAGUAAGAAUAUGUGACUUGAAAAUAGCACCAGUUUCAACUU
Molecule: messenger RNA, 2304 nt
Organism: Brassica oleracea var. oleracea
Lineage: Eukaryota; Viridiplantae; Streptophyta; Magnoliopsida; Brassicales; Brassicaceae
Exons: 2
Coding region: 166-2106 (646 amino acids)
Source: RefSeq, a predicted model, not a curated record